Python bivittatus (Burmese python) is the source of this 2896-nucleotide messenger RNA. Lineage: Eukaryota; Metazoa; Chordata; Lepidosauria; Squamata; Pythonidae. The record is from RefSeq and is a predicted model, not a curated record.
GUGGAAUAGCUGCAGAAUGUCGUUUGAACAAUAGCACUGUGAACGGUCCAUCUGGAAACAUAAAACUAGUUACAAUGGCUAAAGGUUGACAUGAAAAGCAAUGAAGGAUAAUAAGAUGUGUGUUUUCAAGCUCUUGCUAUACACUCUGUGAGAUGCCAGAUCACAAUAUGCAAAGCAUGGAUUGGGCUAAUGAAGUUUUUCCUUGAGAUGCUGGAUAAAACCACUGAACACUCAAAAUAGGAAGUUCCAGACAAAGGACAAAGAAAAUGUUCCUCUUGUAACACGGCAGUCUUGAGCAGGCAAGCGAGCACAGAGUUUUCUCAACAAUGGAUGGCAAGGCAAAUGUGAAGUCCAUUAUGGCGAAGUUUAAUAACAACUCAGCGGAGGAUGUUCACUGCCAUCAGGUCAGAGCUGGGGGGCAACCUCUUUUGGUUAAAAAAGCAGCAUUUGAGAAGUUUUCUCAGCUUGAAAAUGCUGGUCAACCUGCCAAGCCCAGCAGCUGUUACAAACCUGCAUCGCUUAAAUCACCUUUGACCACAAAACCUCUUCAUGAUGCAUCAGGGAAGGAUUUAAAUGCACCUCCUUUGCACAGCGGCCCUGUGGCCAGCAAGGUGAAGAUGCUAGCUCAGGCUGCUAGCCGAGAAGCUAAUGAAAAAACUAGCUGCCCUAAGCCUUUGGGUCCCAAGACUUCUGAAGGACUAAGAGAGGAAACCAAGCCAGUGUUCCCAAAGGCUCCUGAGAAGAGGUUACCUGGCUCUCCUGCCCAGAAGAAUGAACUGAAGCCUUUGGAUCAGAGGGUCUUCAAACCUGAACCUCCAGGAAGUGAGGCAAAGCCUGUCUUUUCCAAGGUCGCUGGAGUUAAAGAAAAAUUCACCAGUGCUGCACAGGAAAACAACCCCAAGCCUUCUUUUCCAAAGCCACCUAUUAGCCAAAAACCAAGUCAAAGUUUCAUCCAAGGUGAAGAAACUUCCAGCAAAAGUGCUUGUUUUAAUCAGGGAUCACCAGGUUCCAUGGGCCUCAAGUCGAAAGCUGGCUCCAUCCGACCUCUCAAAGACCCACAGGACAAGAGCAGAAAUGAAACUAAUCUGAUCAGCCCUUUCCCACCUUUGAAACCUGUCAGUAACCAGAACAACCUGCCUCAAAUCCUCCCCAAACCUGUUGGGCAACAGAAUGAAGAGGCAAAACCAAAACCAAUCAAGAAUAUUUUCCAACAAAACAAACAAGAAGAUUCUGGCUCUACAUUUGGUACAACUGCUACUAAAUUGGCCAAUUCAUCUAGAACAGUUACAAUAGGACCUUGGGCCAAUAACAUUGGAAAGGAAGAGAAAGACAAAAAUUUGCCCAGACGAAAAACACUACCUUCACCAAUUACAUUGGGACCAGCCCCACAGAAACCUAAUAGGCCUCCAACAGUUGACCUGGAAAAAUUCAGGAAAAAUGGAGAACGCUCCAUUCCAUCCCAUUCAGUGAAUUUGCCUCCUCCACUUCCACCAUCUAUUUCUGCCACGCAGUCUGCAGACUUACUGUUGCCUCCUCCUCCUCCAGGUUUCCAUCCAUCAACACAAACUCCUGUUCUUCCCCCAAGAGUGAACCUCCCAUCCAGGUCUGAUUUCAGAGGCCAAGAAAAUGAAGAAAGUUAUGAUGAUGUUGGAUUUGGUUCAGAAGGUACUGGAAAUGGAGAUGAUAAUCAGAACAGUGAUGGAGAAAUGUAUGAAGACAUAAAUGAUAUGAGACCACAAGAAGCUGAUAAAAAGAAAGAGAAGGAAGAAAAGAAAAAAUCUGAUCAAAAGAAAGAACAGAAGGAUAAAGAUAAAAAGGAGCAAGAACUCAGAAAGAAGUUCAAGCUAGUGGGUCGCAUUGAAGUUAUUCACCAGGCACGAGCUACCACAGACUUUAAAGGAGGAAAAUAUGAUCUGUCAUUCAAACAAGGAGAUCAAAUUGAAAUACUCCGCGUCACAGACAAUCCAGAAGGGAAAUGGUUGGGAAGAUUAAAAGGCUCCUAUGGCUACAUUAAAACUACCAUGGUGGCAAUUGACUAUGAUUCGUUAAAAAGGAAGCCACGGCCUCCCAUCAACGUUCAGCCAAAGCACCCAGACAGUGAUCAAGAAGUCUAUGAUGAUGUUGGGGACCAGGACAGUAUCAGCAGUGGAAGUCAAAGUGCCAUGGGAGGGUUUCCACCUCCUCCACCAGAUGACAUUUAUGAUGGUGUAGAAGAUGAUGAAGCUCUAACAAAAUCUGUGUCACAGGAUGAAGAGAAGAGUGACACCUGGUCCAAGGGACUUUUGAAGAUUUUAAAGGGAAAAGAUUGCCAAAAGAAAAGUAUGCGAACAACAGCACCCAAAGUCAGUGUGACUGAAGAUGAAAGUUCCUUAGGGAUACCUUCAGCAAGACAAACAGGGAAGGAUUCCGGAGAUAGUGAUGUCUAUGAUGAUGUUGAAUCAACUGACUUCCCUCCCCCACCAAAAGAAAUUAGCCUAGGGAUAAAUAUAAAAUCUUUGAACUUUGGGAGGGGCAAAUCCGAUGGACGUGAUUCACAGAAGCUUAAGAAGAUUGAUAAAGAAGAGAAAGAUUUUCGGAAAAAAUUCAAAUAUGAAGGCGAUAUUCGAGUUCUGUAUACCACCACCAUAUCUAGAGCACCAUCCCCCAAGAAAAGAGGCUCCAAAGAUUUGCAAGUCAAGCCAGGAGAUACGGUUGAGGUUAUUAAAAAUGUGGAUGAUACUAAAGUCCUCUGUAGGAAUGAAGAAGGAAAAUGUAAGUACUAAAACACAAGAAAAAUCAUCUCCCGCUUCUGUUAUGCAAGAAUAGGAAGUUAUGUAGAGCAGAAUGGGCAUUGUGGCCAUCCAAAUAUCGUUGAACUCCAACUUCCAUCAGCCCUAGUGCUUAUGGCCAAACGUAA